Molecule: messenger RNA, 300 nt
Organism: Rangifer tarandus platyrhynchus (Svalbard reindeer)
Lineage: Eukaryota; Metazoa; Chordata; Mammalia; Artiodactyla; Cervidae
Source: the annotation of a GenBank genome assembly
AUGUUUUCCAUAGUGGCUGCACCAAUUUAUACUCCCACCAGUAGUGCACAGGGUUCCCUUUUCUCCAUAUUCUCUCCUGUUUUAAAUCUCUUAAAAUGUGUUAAUUUUUUAAAAGAUCACCUUGGUUACUCUGUGGACCACAGAUUAAAGGGAGACACAAAGAGUUGCAAGGAGACCAGUUCAGGAGGCUGUUGUAAUAAUCCAAGAGAGAGAUGGAUGUGGAUCAGACUAAGGCAGUGGAGAAAAAUAGAUGAUUUUCAGAGAUAUUUGGAAGUGAAUUUAACAGGAUUUGGCUAUUAA